Molecule: messenger RNA, 1518 nt
Organism: Penicillium alfredii
Lineage: Eukaryota; Fungi; Ascomycota; Eurotiomycetes; Eurotiales; Aspergillaceae
Exons: 1
Coding region: 1-1518 (505 amino acids)
Biological process (GO): transmembrane transport
Source: RefSeq, a predicted model, not a curated record
AUGAAGGUGUUUUUCAAACCAAUCUUCCGGUGCGAGAUCGAGGGAGCCGCAGAAACACAGAGAGUUGCGUUGGAGCAUGACCCGAAGGUGGAAGCUGAUUUCCUGAAGAUGGAGGAGAAUGCUUCUGGCUACAAGGUCAAGGCGAGCGUGCGAGUGGUUGAUCGCUGGCUGGAUGCAGUGGUGCGCUUUGCUGGCUCUGCUCCAGUCUUUCUGGUGAUUGUCGGGGGUCUGCUCACAUGGGCAUUGAUGGGCGUUCGCUUCGGUGACUCGGACGUCUGGAUUGCCGCCAUAUCUGAUGUCCAAGCCAUCUUGUGCUACGUGUUCGACUCGCUCUUGAUGCGUCAGCUUUUGCGCGAGUAUGCCGAACAGAGUGCGGCCAUGGUUGAAAUCAAGUCUCGCUGUACCAGCCACCAUCGCAUGCUCGCAAAGGUCAAGGCGAGGUUAGGACCAGAGGGCACUCAGCGUGUGGCGGCGUUGUGUAGUGCUGAGCCUCUACGUCCACUCGACCACGGCAACCGGACCCAGACCCUUUUCGCAAAGAGCAUCAUUGCCGUAGCUCAGAUGUUCGGACAUGUUGCCACUGUUUGUCUGUACUGGGCGUGUAUCUUCGUCUGGCUUGCAUUUGGACACUACUGCGGCUGGUCGGAUCGGUGGCAGCUAUACAUCAACGAUGCGACAUCGGCCCUGAUGAUUCUUAUUUUUGCCUUCUUGGCUUGUCUUCGGGAAUGCUAUGCCGACUACACUAACUCUUGUGUCGAUGCAAUUUUUCGGCUCGAUUCCAGCCUCGAGAAGGCACUCCGCCGCCUUAGCCAAGAUGAACUCCCGAAUGCAAAAGAGAUCAUCGUUCCCCCUAAGGAGAGCUACCUUCAAGUCGUGGUUUUCUACUAUGCUGAUGCUGUUGGCACGUUAGUUGGGAUCAUCGUCCUAGUGAGCGUCGCUAUCACCUGGGCAUCUGUCGGGCCAGUCUUCCAAUAUAACAACACCUGGUGGCUGCUUAUCGGAACCUACGCUGGAUUAGUUGGUCUGUUUGACAGCUUUGUCCUUCGCAACGUCCAAGGAAAAGUACACAAAUACUUUAGCGAUCAAGUCCACCUCGUUGAAGAAAGGGACACUCCGCUUUUCACCUCGUUGUCAGUACCGAUUCCCUCGUCUGGAACUAUGGAAGAGCGAACCCUGAGUCGCCGUGUAUCGCGACGCAUGGAAGCGAUCAGUUCACACCUACUUAUGGUCGUCCUCGGAUUCCUUGUCACCGUUGGAUGUCUCACUGCUUCAAGCGCGAUGCACUGGAGCUUGACGGGUCAAUUGAUCUCGAACGUGCCUCCCAGCAUCAUCGAGACUUUCUUCAUGCUCAUCCUGAUCACUGGCCAGAACGAUGCCGAGGCCAAAGACCGCAUCGAUUUGACGGAUAUCUACUACCGGCGGCAGCGGCUGCUGUCGUUCAUAAGGCAUUCACAAGAUGUUUACGAUAGGGAAGAGACAGCCGAGGUGAAAGUUGGGGCGGCGGUGGCUGCACCGUGA